GUCGUAACCCACCGGUUACAAAUGAACCUAUAAAAGAAGGAAGCCUAUUACAAUUUCGCAGUUUUGUAUCAAUUCCUCCAUUGGCGAGACAGUUACUGAAAAACGUAGGAGAUAAUGUACUGGUUGGUAGUUCUUUUCGUUGUCGUCAACAUUGCAGCUGCUGGGUACCCGCUCUCUGCUGGACUGAGGGCUUCUCCUCUGGUUCCCAUCCCUCAUCAGAGCCUAGGUCCGAAUGUAUUGAUUCCUCUGAACUAUGGUUCUCGAAACGGAUUGACGAUCGCCAACGCAGUAAAGCCUAGCGGAGGAGUACAACAGCACACAUCUGUCUCAAAGGACGCUUUGGGAGGCCACACAAUUGAGCACGCAGCUCACGGACAUCACACCAACCCCUAUACAGGAGCAGCGGACGUCAAGCACUCGGAGCAUGCCUUUCAUAUCAACCCUUAUCUCGGCAAGGCCGCUGCCCAUUCCAACGAUGCUACUGGAUAUCUGAGUCCCCUAUCUGGAUCUGCUGCUUAUCAGGAGAACAGCUAUGAUGCCAAAAUUGCUCCUGAUCACAGGGCAUUAAAAAAGGGCUAUGCGUCCGCUCAUGUCUCUCCUCAUGGAAACCACGCGAACCAUGCCGUCCACAGUGCCCACGCUGCUGCUGUGCCUGGAGGAGUUGUCCACGCCGCCCAUACGUCUCAGGCGGCCCAUGCAAACCAUCCUGGCUUAGGCGGUUACACGAAAUCUCAAGUAAGUGACGUUCAGGGACUGCAGGGUCACGGCUUUAGUGCCCUGAGCCAAGCUGCUCAGAAAACUCGUGCAUCUUACGGUCCCCAUGGUUUGUCUGCCGAGGUGAAACAGGAUGGUUACGCUGCUGACGACGUUUACAACGUUCACCUGAACUACGUUGCCGGAAAUGAACACGCAUACACCCACCAGGCUAGACGUGAUCCUCAUCUCGGCUAUGAACAAGUCACCCGCACUACUAAUACCGCCCACGCUGGACCAAUCUACCCUAGUCCUUAUGGUGCCCCCGCUCCUGUCCACCAUUCCAGCUACGGUUAUUCCCAAGCUUCCUAUAGUCCUGUUCAUGCUGUUCAUUAUGCACCCUACGGUCAUAAGAAAUAGAACAUUUGCUUUUAACCACUUAAUGUAACCCUAAAAGUUGGUUUAUGCAAUUAUGUCUUUUUUAUUAAUAACAGAAGUUCAAAUACAUAUCUUGAAUUUAUUUAAUUAUGUUUAAAAAGAUUAUUUAUUAGGCGCUAAUUUUCUUAUUCGUUCUCCACUUUUUACAGUUUGAAAACUUUACAGUUCUUGUUUUACAUCCUGAUUUUACAUUACCUACACCAGUUCUCAAGAUGUAAGUUAACCACAUCUCAAUAAUAAGAUACGAACAUUUGAAUAAGUAUAUUAAAAUUGAUAUAGUGUUACUAUAAUUUUCGUUAAAUGAUAAUAAAAGGCAAAAUGAUCCAGUUUUUAUGUAUAGAAAAUGCCAAUGUAAAGUUAUGACAUAUGAAUAUUUCCGUAUGAUGUUUUAGAUUUUCGUUCCCAGGGUUUGUACGAUAAUAAAGUAGUAAAACGACCAAUAACCAUUAAGUGAGUUAUAAAAAUACCGGUCAAACAUUAGAAACGAUCUGAAAAUAUUGAAGAAAUAAUGGAAUUUUCAAAAUAUGUUAUGGUAGUUUCUGUCGAAAGUUGUCCAAAAUGAUUUUGUAAUGAAGAUUGAUUAAAGUUCCUGUAAAUCAUACCUUUCUGAAUGACUAAUAAAA
Messenger RNA from Limulus polyphemus (Atlantic horseshoe crab), 1754 nucleotides. Its product is annotated as histidine-rich protein PFHRP-II-like. Lineage: Eukaryota; Metazoa; Arthropoda; Merostomata; Xiphosura; Limulidae. The transcript has 2 exons. The record is from RefSeq and is a predicted model, not a curated record. Bases 115 to 1113 code for a protein of 332 amino acids.